This is a messenger RNA of Danio aesculapii, 1588 nucleotides long. It is a transcript of the gene nkx2-1, whose product is annotated as NK2 homeobox 1. Lineage: Eukaryota; Metazoa; Chordata; Actinopteri; Cypriniformes; Danionidae. The record is from RefSeq and is a predicted model, not a curated record. Gene Ontology annotation, biological process: cell differentiation; regulation of transcription by RNA polymerase II. The transcript has 2 exons. Gene Ontology annotation, molecular function: RNA polymerase II cis-regulatory region sequence-specific DNA binding; DNA-binding transcription factor activity, RNA polymerase II-specific. The coding region runs from base 154 to 1194 and encodes 346 amino acids. Gene Ontology annotation, cellular component: nucleus.
UCCCACUCAAACCAAUUAAGGCGGACUCCAGUGCGCACUCAUACGUUUCCAUCCUGCUGCAGCGACGGUGAAACAACAGGAACAGAGGAGCUGGCCAAAAAAAGAAGGAGAGAUUGCCUUGCCUUCUAAUUUCUCCCUUUCCAACACAGAACAAUGUCGAUGAGCCCUAAGCAUACGACUCCUUUUUCUGUAUCCGAUAUCUUAAGUCCUCUUGAAGAGAGCUACAAAAAAGUGAGUAUGGAGGGGAACAACUUGGGGGCUCCUCUUGCCUCGUACAGACAACCCCAAGUCACGCAAGCGGCGAUGCAGCAGCACCACAUGGGCCACAAUGGAACAGUACCCGCUGCCUACCACAUGACUGCAGCUGGAGUUUCCCAGCUGUCACAUACAGCCAUGGGGGGCUACUGUAACGGGAAUUUGGGCAACAUGAGCGACCUGCCGGCCUAUCAAGACGGGAUGAGAGGCAGCACGACGGCCACCAGCUGGUACGGAACGAAUCCUGACCCACGCUUCUCUACAAUCUCUCGCUUCAUGGGCUCCUCGUCUGGUAUGAAUAUGGGCAGCAUGAGCACUCUGAGUUCGUUGGCGGAUGUUGGUAAAGGCAUGGGUCCGCUGACCAGCACACCUCGCAGGAAGAGACGGGUACUCUUCUCACAGGCGCAGGUGUAUGAGCUUGAACGGCGGUUCAAGCAGCAGAAGUACCUCUCCGCGCCGGAAAGAGAACAUCUGGCCAGCAUGAUACACUUGACUCCGACUCAAGUUAAAAUUUGGUUUCAGAACCACCGGUAUAAAAUGAAAAGGCAAGCCAAGGACAAAGUGUCCCAGCAGCAGAUGCAACAAGACAACGGUUCCUGUCAGCAGCAGCAGCAGUCUCCACGGCGGGUGGCGGUGCCUGUAUUGGUGAAAGACGGAAAGCCAUGCCAAGGCAGCAGUCACACACCCAACACUGGUGUACAAAACCACCAUCACCAGGGGGGAAACGUCAUGAUUAUGACCAAUAACAGUACUUCAAUGAGCCAGCAUCAAAGUCAGCAGGUAGGCAGCGCCGGUCAGUCCCCAGAUCUGGGUCAACAUGCCGCAAGCCCCCCAUCCCUCCAAACCCAGGUUCCCGGCCUGUCACACCUGAACUCUUCCGGUUCCGAAUAUGGAGCUGCGUUGCCCUGCUCCGCUCUGCUUUAUGGCAGGACGUGGUGACAGACAAUAACACAAUAACGAAAUUACGACAGGUGGAUGCAGAUUAUGUGUACACUAUGCUCAGCUCAUAAAGACCAUGCAAACUGGGGUUGCGCUCCGAAAUCAUUAUCUCCUUUCUCGGAGGGAGAAGUGACAAGGCUGCAAGCAACGCGAGGAUUGCCAAAUGUCAAAGGUAUCAAAUCUUUUAUUGUGAGGAUGAGCGCCAAAACAUCAUUAAGAAGAUGGAAUUAUUUAUAUACACUAGAUUUUAAACGGAGACUGACUAAAACACUAAAACACAAAUAUUCCUGAUGGAUUUUUAAAAAUGUCCCUUUCAACAAUGAAGAUGUCUCCCCUCACAUUUAGACUGCUAAAUACCUUUCAUGAUUUCUUAUAGAUUUCACUGUAAAACGUA